Scomber japonicus (chub mackerel) is the source of this 3094-nucleotide messenger RNA. RefSeq names its product monocyte to macrophage differentiation factor 2-like. The record is from RefSeq and is a predicted model, not a curated record. Gene Ontology annotation, molecular function: pore-forming activity. Bases 348 to 1109 code for a protein of 253 amino acids. Gene Ontology annotation, cellular component: membrane. NCBI's taxonomy places the organism in Eukaryota, Metazoa, Chordata, Actinopteri, Scombriformes, Scombridae. The transcript is spliced from 7 exons.
CAGUCCCGCGGAACAUCCUGCAAACACAUCUGAGACUCGGAACAAAAGUCUGAACAGUUUCUCCCCCUGCGAGCUGAGAGACGCACCGCCUCCGAUCCACCGCAGCUCUCGUGUUCGUGCCGGCAUGGCUCAUUGUUUGAUCUCCAAAAAAAAGUGCCAACACUUUAGCUGAAGUCGUGUAGUUGUUGUGGAACAGUUGAUCGGCUCUGCAGGUCGUUGCCCCUCGUCUCUUGGACCUAUGUGUUUAUGUUUGGACGCGCGGCGGUGGGACAUCCGGAAUGGGGAAUCCGUAGGAGGAGACGACGCUCGCUGGUGUGCUGUCUGUAGAUAAGAGCGCGAGCGCACCAAUGCGCGCACGCACAGAAAACGCACAUAAGCACGAGAUGGACUUGAAGAAGACAAAAUUGGGAAGGUUCAUGAACUGCAGGGUGCCAGCCAGUAAGAGAUACCAGCCCACUGAAUAUGAACAUGCUGCGAACUGUGCCACACACGGGUUCUGGAUCCUCCCCAGUCUGUUGGGUGGGUCUGUCCUCUACUUCCUGUCUGUGGAUCAAUGGCAUCGUGUUGCUGCCUGGCUCUAUGGGAGCGGUCUCACCGGCCUGUUUGUCACCUCAACACUCUUCCACACUGCUGCCUGGAAAAUCAGCCAUCUCCGGUGUGUGAAGGUGGAGCAGCGUUUCCACAUGUGUGACAGGAUGGCCAUCUACUUUUUCAUCGCAGCCUCCUAUUCUCCCUGGUUGAUGCUGAGGGAGCUGGGGCCCUGGGCGUGCCACAUGCGCUGGCUGAUCUGGGUCAUGGCUUGUGUAGGAUCCAUGUAUGUCUUCUUUUUCCAUGAGAGGUACAAGCUGGUAGAGUUGCUUGGAUAUGUGGCCAUGGGAGCUGUUCCUGCUUUGGUCAUCCUGUCUAUGGUGGACCGUGCAGGCGUGUGUGAACUGGCUGUGGGAGGUGUCUUCUAUGUGGUGGGCGUGGCAUUCUUCAAGAGCGAUGGCCUCGUUCCCUUCGCCCACGCCAUCUGGCACCUUUUCGUUGCAGUCGGAGCAAGCGUUCACUAUUACGCCAUCUGGAGGUACCUGUAUGUACCUGCACCUCUGCUGCAGACAUCGAGGUGAUUCACCGUUCUCACCUGAGAUCACAUGGUUCGAACCAAAAAGAAGAGAUACUUUCAGAUAGGAGAUAAGAGAUGGUGCUGAGAUGAUCUGACCGCUACAGAUCAGAUGAAAUUCUCCCUAACUAGGACCAAAUAUUCUCACUGUCUAACUAAAAGUCACUACAACAUGUUAAUCAUAUAACAGACUGACCGGUGAACAUUUAGCCUGGCUCAAUCAAACUUGUGACAACUGAUUACAAAGUAUCACCUGCUGAUGAGACCAGUUAUUUUUACGGUGACGUGCCAAUCAAGCUGGUCUGAAUGGCCAGAUGGACUGCCAAUCAAUACAGACAGAGAUUUAGAAUUAAUCUUCCAUUUGUGUUCAUCACUGUAAGGGGGAUGUUUGCACAGAUAUGCCAACACGUGUCCCUGGAAGAUUUUGUCUAGUUAAAGGAAUAGUUUAAAAUUUUGGGAAUUGCACUUAUUUGCUUUCUUGCUAAGAGUUAAAUGAGAUGAUUGACCUCCUUGUCUAACAACUCUUGUUAAAUGUUGAGCUGUAGCUAAUAGAGGUUUAGCUUAGCUUAGCUUAGCAUAAAAAUGUAAAAUGGAGGGAAGCAGCUAGCCUGACUCACUCUAAAGUUAUCAAAAUCUGCUAUUUGCACCUUUUAAAGUUCACUAAUUAACAUGCUGUAUCUCAUUUCUCUAAUUCAUGCAAAAAGACAUGUUGCAGUUUUAUACAAAGGAAUAUUUCUUGGCUCAGUUUCUCAGUGACUUUCUGAGGUCUCCAUCUGUUGUCAGGAAGUCAUGGCUAUGCUAAGAGCUAAUAUGUUAACCAACUGCUGUUCAUAUGUAAUGUACAGACAUGAAUGUCAUCAAUCUUCUCAUCGAACUCUCUGAAAGAGAGCAAAUAAGCUUACUUUACUGAAUGUCAAACUAUUCCUUUAUACAUACUUCUGUUUAAUGGAACUAACAACAUACAGUCUGUGACUCUGUCUACUAAACUAUGCUAGGCCAGUAAACUCCAACCACAAGUGAUGUGCCAAAACUUACUAUGCAGGCAUUCCUUUAUAUUGGUGCUAACCCUAUAUUUUAAUCAGUGUCACAACUGUAGCGAUUUUAUUUUACUCAUGUCCAUUUUUUCAUAGCGACAAUAUAUGAAAAUUCAAAGUUGGCAACACAGCCAACAAAUUCUUCAGUAAAUUAAGUGAAUUCUUUACGUUGGGGCUAUUCUUUUUUGUUACUAUGGUUUUAGACGGUUUUAAUUUAAACUUUAAACUCUGUUCAACAUCUUUAUUGUUACUGGUUUCAUAAACAAACAUACUCAUCUUUGGCUGUCUUUAAACAGUCAACAGCAUUAAUAACACUAGUGGGACACACUGACAUGAAUUAGCAGUCAGUCUGAAGGCAGACUGUAAUUAAAACUCAAACAAGUUGACCUUUGUUGAGGACAACCAGGAUCAGUAGAACUGGCCUGGUUGUGUUUCUGUUGUGAUUUUAUAAUCGUCAUGAAUCGAUCACUAAAAAGAUUCUCAUGAUUUUCUGUAAUGUGAUUUAAAAGAAGAAAAGUCAAAUCAAUGUGUCAAAUACUCAAUUCAUAAAGUAUGGUUGUCAGAAAUGUAGAGUCUAUCCUCACACUGCUUUUUGUCAAGGUUAUAUGUAUUGAUUAUCUUUAUGACUACCAGCUGUUUUGUUUAAAUGAUGCACUCUUACCCUUGAGCACUUUUCUAUCGACAAAUAUACUUUCCUGAAACCUUCCAAAUGACAGAAUUAACAUGUGGACAUGUUAUGAAUGCAGAUUAUAUAUGCAAACUUCCAUUUUUACUUCUAUGCUUUGUCUGCACUGUUUAGAUCAAAAAGGUUUUUCUUAACCAGUCGUAGUUAAACAGUUUCUGUUUGAAAUUUCUGAACAGAGCACUUACUCAGGAAGUGAGCUUUUUUUGUAAAUCAGAUGAUCUAUUUUGUAAAAAUGUAUUUCUGAGAAAUCACUGAAUUAAAUCAGACACAAUA